Messenger RNA from Triticum aestivum (bread wheat), 3040 nucleotides. Its product is annotated as protein FAR1-RELATED SEQUENCE 5-like. Bases 604 to 1788 code for a protein of 394 amino acids. Gene Ontology annotation, biological process: regulation of DNA-templated transcription. The record is from RefSeq and is a predicted model, not a curated record. Lineage: Eukaryota; Viridiplantae; Streptophyta; Magnoliopsida; Poales; Poaceae. The transcript has 5 exons.
CAUAACGGGCUUGAAUUUCUGCUAGAUCCAGUGGAUAGGUACGAUGUAUAUCUUAGUACUAUGUUCUUUUCGAUCCAGAAAGGCAUGGACAAGGGGAAAUGCUGAAUGCUCUUCGUUUUCCCCAUGAUGCCGUAGAUUCCCACUGACUGAGGUCACUGCCGACGUUGAGCGGCCAGAUCCACUUGUGUUGAUGGACAUGCGGCGGUCAGCGCCGGCUACUGCCGACUCUUCUUGCGCGAUUGUAGUUGGCCACAUCCGUGCUUCCUCUCAGCAUAACAGAGCCCCUUGCAAGAGGCCGCUUUCACCAACCAAAUCCGCUGAGUCGACUGGAAAGGUUAACCCAGAAGCCCCAGGGUGGACAAGGAGGCUGCGAAUUGGGCGCGCUGCUCCGGAUAGAGUGCGAUGUGCUGGUAGAGUUACUCCUUUCAAAGAAACCAUAAGGAAAUAUGCUGACAAACCUUCAGAAAUUGUAAUGAAGCCGGAGAUUGGGAUGAGUUUCGAUUCCCUUGGAGAAGUGUACGAUUUCUGUAACCUCUAUUCAUGGGAACUUGGAUUGGUAUACGAUACCGCAAGAGUUGUUAAAAUGUUGAGAGGAUUAAAUGUAUGCAAGAGAUUAUCUGUGGAUGCUCGGGAAACCCUAAGCAACAGAAUAGCCGGUCUUGCCGUUGCGAGUGUCCUGCGAUGGUCAGAUUACUAAGAGCUAUAGACAAUGGAUGGUACACUGUAGAGCACCGGUCAAGUCACAAUCAUUCCAUGUCUCUUAAGUGCGGAGAAAAGGUUCAUUGGCCAUCCCACAAACACAUAGACGUUUACACAAAAGACUUGUUGAAACAACUUAGGGCAGACAAUGUGAACCUCAACAAGGUGUAUAUCAUAGUUGGCAGCUUCUUCGGUUCAUCACAGGGCGUACCUUUCACAAAAAGGUCAUUGCGCAAUCUGUGUGGGCAAAUAAGCCGAGACCAAGCUGAUGAUGAUGUCAACAAAACUCUAGCCAUGUUCAAAGAGAUUCAGCAGAACGACACGGAAUUCACCUACAGAGUCCAGGGCGAUGAGGAGAGCAGAAUCAAAGACCUUAUGUGGACAAACGGAAACAGCAAGUUGCAGUACAAGUUCUUCGGCGAUGUUAUCACAUUCGACACGACGUAUCGGACGAACUUGUAUGACAUGCCCUUUGGUUUGUUCGUUGGAGUGAACAAUCAUUUUCAAAGCAUAAUACUAGCUUGUAUUCUGCUGCGUGAUGAACAAGUGGAGAGCUUCCAAUGGUUAUUUUCUGAAUUCAUCAACAUGAUGGGCGGCAAACAUCCGCAGACAAUAUUGACAGAUCAAGCAAGAGCCAUGGAGAUAGCAAUCAAAAGUGACCUUCCUGAUACUGUUCACAGGUGGUGCAAGUGGCAUAUUCUUAAGAAGGCAAAAGAAAACCUUGGCCCACUGUACACAAGCAAAAGCGAGUUCAGGGCUGAAUUUCACAAAGUCGUGAAUCACAUGAUAAGUGAAGAGGAAUUUGAGACUGCAUGGGGUGCACUUGUUGAGAAAUACAAUUUGAAAUCCCACAAUUACAUGAGAAACCUCCACGAGAUACGUCCUAAGUGGGCGAAGCCAUACUUCAAGGGCGUCUUCUGUGCGAAAAUGACCAGCACCCAGCGUAGCGAGAGCGCCAACAACAUGCUGAAGAUUUACAUGCUGCCAGCUAGCCCAAUGCAUGUAUUUGUGCGCCAAUACAUGAGGCUUCAAUUCAACCGUGAAUCAGAUGAGAGCUACCAAGAGAAAAGAACAAGGAUUCUGAGUUAGAUUUACUUGCGUUCUCUAUCAUUACAUCUGUUUUUGGUAUGUGUGAUUGUGUUCCAAAAAACCAUGACUAAUUAUCUCUUUCAUGUGAUCCUUCCCAGAGUCAUGCCGUGAUGAGGACAAACAUUGCUAUCGAACGGCAAGCGAGUAAGGUUUACACAAGAAAGAUGUUUGAACUAUUUGGUGAGAAUCUGUUCGAAGGUGGAUCAUACCAAGUUGAGGAAGUGGAGAAGAAAAAAAGAUACAUCGCAAGGCACAAUGACGCUGAAAAACGAGAGAGGUGGAGCAAGGUGGAAUACGUGGUGACCAUAUCCGACGAUGGUGAUUGAUUUGAUUGUGAAUGCGGGCAGUUUGCACACAUGGGGAUGCUUUGCUGCCAUGCCUUGAGGGUUAUUUGGUGAUGGAUCACAUUGGCGUGCAGGAGAUACCAAAGCGGCACAUUUUAAGAAGGUGGACAAAAGAUGCUAGGGACAUCUUGCCACAACACAUUGCUCACUUCCAGAAAGGCCAGGCUGCUAAUCAAUCAUUUACCCGUCGGAGUUUGACUCUGUACCUGUAUGCUAUGGAACUGGUGUGGAUUGGAGACUCGUCAGUCGCUUCGUACGAGCUGGUACUAUCAAAGAUCAAAGACCUGAUCAUAGAGGCAUCUCCUUUGGCUGAAAACAGGGAUGGUUUAGGGAUUGAGGAUAAGAUAGCUGCAGAAGCAAGCAAAAAGAACAAUGGAUCAGGUAUGCCAGUGGGAAGCAUCAAUCCGGAUAUGGUUGACAAUGAGAACAACAUGACCGCAUCUGGCAACUGGGAUGCGCUCGCUGGUGUCAACUCCACUCAAGAAACAUGGUGUUGGACGACCAUGCUCGAGCAGAGAGAAAGCAACGUAUUAAGGCCUGAGCAGGAGGACUAGAAUCUACAGUAUAUGUAAGCUCCCAGGGCACAAGAGGACUACUUGCCCAGACAGGGGUGAUGUUCCUAAACAACCUCGCAAGCCUGUCACUUGCCAGAAUUGCAGUGUUACAUGGCACCGACGCACCUCGUGCACUAGGCCGCUCAUGCCCAAUGUAUCUUAGGAUUUCCGCUCAUGCCCAAUGUAUCUUAGGAUUUCCGUUGAACCUACGUACAAUUAGAAUAAUCGAGGAUUUCCAAGUGUGCUACGUGUGGAUGAAUUUCCACGCUUUGAUCCUACUGACUGUAAACUUGUUGUGUUGAGCUGUUAUGUCUGAACCGAUAACUCUGAAAUUCGCAAGCAAUGUACGAGAAA